AUGGAUGUGGAGAUGAGCUGCGCGGCGCCGGAGGCGGCGGUCUCCGUCGACUGGCGCGGCCGGCGGCGCGGCAGCAUGCGCGCCGCCGUCUUCGUCCUAGGCAUCCAGGCGUUGGAGAUCAUGUCGAUCGCGGCGGUGGGGAACAACCUCAUCACGUACGUGUUCGGGGAGAUGCACUUCCCGCUGUCGCAGGCGGCCAACGUGGUGACCAACUUCGUCGGCACCAUCUUCCUCCUCGCCCUCCUCGGGGGGUUCCUCUCCGACUCCUACCUCGGCUGCUUCUGGACCAUGCUCAUCUUCGGCUUCGUCGAGCUCUCGGGGUUCAUACUACUGUCACUGCAAGCGCACCUGCCGCAGCUGAAGCCGCCGCCGUGCAACAUGGCCACGGACGUCGGCGGCGGGUGCGAGAAGGCCAGCGGCUUCAAGUCCACCGUCUUCUUCCUGGCGCUGUACCUGGUGGCGCUGGGCAGCGGCUGCCUGAAGCCCAACAUGAUCGCGCACGGCGCGGACCAGUUCGACGACGGCGCCACCCCGGGCGGGGCCCGGAGGCUGCCGACCUACUUCAACGCGGCCUACUUCAGCUUCUGCGCGGGCGAGCUGGUCGCGCUCACGGCGCUGGUCUGGGUGCAGACGCACUCCGGCAUGGACGUCGGCUUCGGCGUCUCCGCGGUCGCCAUGGCGGCCGGGCUCGUCUGCCUCGUGUCCGGCGCUGCCUUCUACCGGAAUAAGCCUCCGCGGGGCAGCAUUUUCACACCCAUUGCAAGGGUGAGUCAGCCUGCUCUCAACUUCGAAACUGAGAUAGUGAGAUUAUACUACGCUGAGCUCACUUUCAGAGUUUCAGUAUGGUUUUCGUCGCUGCCUUCACCAAGAGGAAGCAAGUCUGCCCUUCCAACUCAAAUUCUGUCAAUGCCGGAGCUUGCGAGCCAGCACGCCUCGCCGGCAACUUCCGCCACAGCAACAAAUUCAGGGGAGAACGAAAAUGAUGAAUUUUGUAGGUUCCUGGACAAGGCCUGCAUCCCGGUAGCGCCGCAGGGGCCGAACACGAAGCCGGAGAGCCCGUGGCGGCUGUGCACGGCGGCGCAGGUGCAGCAGGCGAAGACGCUCCUCUCCGUGACGCCCAUCUUCGCGUGCACCAUCGUCUUCAACACCGUGCUCGCGCAGCUGCAGACCUUCUCGGUGCAGCAGGGCAGCGCCAUGGACACCGCGCUCCCGCCGGGGUCAGGCUCCUUCCGCAUCCCGCCGGCGUCGCUGCAGGCCAUCCCUUACGCCAUGCUGCUGGCGCUCGUCCCGGCCUACGAGCUCCUCCUCGUCCCGCUCAUGAAGCGCCUCACGGGCACCCGGUCCGGGAUCACCCCGCUCCAGCGGAUCGGCGUCGGCCUCGGCACCGUCGCGUUCUCCAUGGUCGCGGCGGCCGACGUCGAGCGCAGGCGCCGGGACGCCGCCGCGGAGGGCCGUCAGAUGUCCGUGCUGUGGAUCGUGCCGCAGUUCCUCGUCUUCGGCGUGUCCGAGAUGUUCACCGCCGUGGGGCUCAUCGAGUUCUUCUACAAGCAGGCGUGCGCCGGCGGCAUGCAGGCCUUCCUCACGGCGCUCACGUACUGCUCCUACGCGUUCGGGUUCUACCUCAGCUCGGUGCUCGUCUCGCUAGUGAACAGGGUCACGGCGAGGCACGGCGGCGGUGGCUGGCUCGUAGACAACGACCUGAACAAGGAUAGGCUGGACCUCUUCUACUGGAUGCUCGCCGCGCUCAGCGUGCUCAACUUCUUCUGCUACCUGCUCUGUGCGAGGUGGUACAAUGCUGGCGCAGAUGGUUCCGAGGCAGCUGCCUCUGCUGGUCAGGUGGCGUCAGAGGUUGAUGAUGGCAAGGAGAUCAUCUGA
Molecule: messenger RNA, 1875 nt
Organism: Miscanthus lutarioriparius
Lineage: Eukaryota; Viridiplantae; Streptophyta; Magnoliopsida; Poales; Poaceae
Source: the annotation of a GenBank genome assembly